AUGAGGACUCCAUCUGACCAGGGAGACAAAACAAAAUGGUGUGAGUUCCACAAUGACCACGGUCACCGAACGGAUGAGUGCAUUGCCUUAAGACUCAAAGUAUCCAACCUAUUAAGACGUGGUCACCUGACUGGCUUACUCACUGACAAAGGCAAAAGAACAUUCCAGCAGGAGGCAGACAGGUUAGUCGUCCGAAGAGAAGUAACCCCGCCGAAGCCACCUACUCAUGAACGGACAGUGAACAGAAUAACUGGUGGCUCUGAGAUAAGUGGAGUCACCCAUUCAGCAGACAAAAGACAUGCCAGGCAGACCAACUGGAUCAAAGGAGAGUCCAGCGAGACAAAGAAGAAUACCAUCAACCUACCUGCUCAAACCAUCAGUUUCUCAACAACAGAAUCAACCAAACUCCUCAACCCGCAUCACUAUGCUCUUGUUAUUGCUCUUUACAUUGCUAAUUUUCUUACUAAACGUAUACUUAUUGACAAUGGCAGUUCAGCUAACAUUUUAUUUUUAAGUGCUCUCAGGGAAAUGGGGAUAGAUGAAUCAAAAAUCAUAAAGAAUACUACGAUCCUCAUCGAUUUUAGGGGAGAGCAAAAGAACACACUAGGAGAUAUCGAGCUACCUGUCUAUGCCGAAGGAGUCAAUCUAUGCACAUGA
Humulus lupulus (European hop) is the source of this 657-nucleotide messenger RNA. RefSeq lists its product as uncharacterized. The record is from RefSeq and is a predicted model, not a curated record. Bases 1 to 657 code for a protein of 218 amino acids. Lineage: Eukaryota; Viridiplantae; Streptophyta; Magnoliopsida; Rosales; Cannabaceae. The transcript has a single exon.